AUGGCUUCACAUCAACGAUCUGGCAGCGCCAGUUUCUCGCUCUUCCCUAGCCCCAACUUUUCCAAACCUCAUCCGGUGGUACGCACCCGUCGCUCUGAAUCCCACGAACGUCGAGCGGCCACGCCGCAACAGCAAACCCAGGAUAGUCUAUCUCCCUCUCCAAAUGGCCGACAGACACCUCAACAGAGGGCACACACUCCUCUCGAAUUCAACCCUCCGCUCCAGGAAGUAUCAGAGGCGGCUUCGGAUCAUGAGGCUAUACCACCGGCGAUUGUGGAAGAUGAGCAGCCCGAUGGCCCUGGCGUGGGACCCAGUCGCCCUGCUCGAGUUCAACAGCCCCGAUUGACUCUUGAAGUUCCCAGACCAACGGGUGCUACGUUUGCACCACCUCAGGUGUUCGCCAGCAAUAACAUCGUGGACCAGCCCAGGAACUCCAUCGCCAAGCCCCCCCUGUUCUUCGAAGCCCCCCCAACUCAUGAGCAGCCGCCUGCCUUGCGAUCUAUGUUCCCGACGUAUAAUCCCGAACUGCCCUUGGACCAACAAAAUUAUGGCCCGCUUCGAUCACAUCCGCCGGGAGUGCCCCGGGCUGUUGUCAGCCGCCAGAGUUACCUCGAAGACCCCGACGCAGCACCGGAGCAUCCUGCUGUCCGUGAUCCUGGCUUCAGAGUCCCUACCCGCUCUCAAAAUCCUCCAAUCAUUCCUGCCAUAUGCACGACUGAGCAGCUCCAGGAUCUUUGGAAAGUCACAAACGGCUGGAAAGCAUCCUUCUCCGAGGGACGCGUUUACUGCCUGAAGUUGACGCAGCAGAAAGAUGCCCCCGUAUACACACUCUCCUCGACUUCACAACCCUUCUAUAACCUCCGUCUGGAUCCCACAUCUGCCUCAGCCUACGUGUCGCUGACCAGGUACGAUCCAAGCAAGGUUUACAAAGCCCCUAAGCAGACGCCGCCUUCCGCGGCAAGCAUUUUGAAUCAUGUCAUGGGGGGCAACAGUCGAGCUUCGGAUGGAAAGUAUUGGCAAGAGGCAUUGAAUACAACCCUAGAAGAAGAAUCCAGGAAACACUCCCCAAACGACGGGCUCGCUGCCCUUCUCAUGCCUUGCGCGGCAACAAAGAUAGCUUUGGAUAGGCCGGAUGAUCCCGCCACGGUCGCGGCUGCAGAGAGGGAGUGCGGCAGGCUUGUAUGGGACGACGACAGUUCAAGUUACUACGUGGUGCAUCCGGCCCUGGCGACGCCGUUUUGCGUCACAGUUGAACACUGCCCUGCUUGGUCUCGUGUCGAAUACACACUGGAACACCACGAGUCACCGCAACACCUCGCCAAACUGACGCGAGAUGGUACCGGCACUGGGUGGUUGGAAAUUGACACUGGCGUUGCGUCGAAGAUUGAGUCAUUCUACAUUGUCGACGUAGCUGUUACUGCACUGCUUCUUGUCGCCGCUAUGGAGGAUAGGAGCUCGCCAAACACGGUGAUGGAGGCAUUCGAGGCACCUCCGGUACCAGAGCCUCCGAGGCCAUCAAGGAGCAUCAGCAGUGCUCUGAGCCGACAUCGUGAUAAUGACGAUGGGAGGAAGAAGAAGGACAAGAAAGACAAGAGGCGAGGGAAGAUGGACCAAUUCGAAAUCGACAUCGAAAGCCAAAACGAUAGCUUGGGCAAGGACAACAAAAAGACAGCAGGCGAGGACAAGCUGCCCUUUAUACUGCGAGUCAUUGUCAAGCUGACAAAGGGAGUAUUCAACUGCUUUAUAUGGAUACUUACGAUUGGGUUUGCAUGUGUCAAGGGAGUUUUCAAGGUUCUGUACAAAUGCGUGGGAUCCAAGUAUUAA
This is a messenger RNA of Trichoderma citrinoviride, 1824 nucleotides long. RefSeq lists its product as hypothetical. Lineage: Eukaryota; Fungi; Ascomycota; Sordariomycetes; Hypocreales; Hypocreaceae. The coding region runs from base 1 to 1824 and encodes 607 amino acids. The record is from RefSeq and is a predicted model, not a curated record. The transcript is spliced from 2 exons.